CUUAUUUUUCAUUUUCACAAAUAACAUGAAUUAUAAAUCAGCAUGUAAUAGAGACUCAGUAUUGGUUAAAUGAAUAAAUGCAUUUUUUCAAAAUUUAUUCACUAAAUAGUUCAUACUUAUAUCAUAAUCAGUGUAUAUACGACCUAUAAGAAUGUUCUUUAGCCCUCCUUUUAUCAAUAUCAUAAUAGCCAUGUAUCUAACAAAAAUGUCAGUAAGCUAAGCACAUUUCUUAGGUUAGACAUACUGGGUUUUCAGUGCAGAUAUGUUUAAUAUAUUAGGAUUUUUUUCCAGUUUUUUUUCUUACCUGAAUCAUUAGAUUUAAAUGUAUAUAUUCUAAACAAAACAAUCAAAAAUGGGCAAUGUUGGUAUAUAUUAGAUUGUCAAGUCUUUUACUAUGAUCAUAGAUUCCAUGAGGGCAGAGCUCUUGUAUUUUUUUCUGUGCCUAUCUUCUAAUGCCAAGUUUAGUGCAUUUAUCAUAUGGCAUUUAAAAAAAAAGUUUGUUGGUUCAAUAUAAGCCUCAUCUCCCUUGUUCCACCAUAUACUCCAUGAUAAAAAAAAAAGCCUUUGGAUUUUAUGAAUCUUCCCUAGUGUAGUGUAGCACACGAUAGGUACCUAAUAUAAGAUUGUUGAAUGAAUCGAAGGUAUUCAAUAAAUGUUUGCUGUUGAAAGAAUGUACAAUUAAUAUUCGUCAUUCCAAUAUUGUUACCUGAGAUUAACUUUCAGUUGUAAAAUCAGUUCAAUUCACCAUCAAAUUCAAUUCUACAAAUGUUUAUUGUAUCCUAGUACCUCUAAUUAUUAAGCUCACUUUUCAAGCCUACUUGCAUCAAUCUUGAUAAAAUACUGCUCUUUAUUUGUAUUUGGCAUCAGGGACUCAAACAUUUUUUCUAAAUUUAAAAAUACCAUCCUUUGGUUCAAAAUUUCCCCCAAGCAAUGAGAGAAUUGUUAUGAUUUAGACUUUCCUCCCUAAAAACUGAAAUGUAAUUGACCUUUCAUUCCUAAAAAAAGUAAGUCUAAAUGGCACCUUAAUAUGUUGCUUUAAAUGUAAGAUGCCAAACACUAAAGUUUUUAUAUUUUUAUCACAUUUUUGAAGCAGCAAAACCAAGAGAACAUGGGGCCAUGAGGAAUCUCGAUUUUCCAUUCUCCAUGAAAGGAUUAAAAAAAAAAUAAGUAGUUACUCUGGACUAUGCUGUUGUCUCAAACUAUCUUCAAAUUAGGUUUCUAAACAUUCUUUUCGAUGUGAAGUAAAUUUAAUUUGCACAUUUGGGGGAGUAAAAAUGUACUGUCUUCUUUUAUUUGUUUUAGCGUUUCCAGAUAGUGAUUGCUGCCAGAACCAGAGGAAACGUGUCUCUGGAGUCAUGCACUGGCACCAUCACAGUAAACAUCCAGAAUGUUAAUGAUGAGAUUCCAGUCUUUGUAUUCUGGAGUGAUUACAAUUUCACAACCAUUGGAUUAUGAUGAUCCUGCCAUUCCACAUUUUUGGAUAUUAAAAAUCAGAGCUUAUGACAAUGAUCGGGUGCAUUCUACCACUGGAACACUAACUGUCAUUUUACAGGAUGUAAAUGAUAACCCACCACAGUGUACUCAGGACCGUUAUGUAAUUGAACUUCCUGAAAAUCCACUUGAAACUCGUUUAGUGUCUUUAAUUUGUACUGAUAAGGAUGGAACGGAUCCCAAUAAUAACAUCACUUAUCACUUGAUCGUGGACAAAUUUUCAAAUGAAAUAUUUACCCUCACCAACAAUGAAAUAAAACCGUGUGAUCCUCUCUCCUGUCAGCUCUCUGUCACUCUGGCAACCAUCAUAUGUUCUUAUCAUGUGUCCUAG
Messenger RNA from Phascolarctos cinereus (koala), 1822 nucleotides. The record is from RefSeq and is a predicted model, not a curated record. NCBI's taxonomy places the organism in Eukaryota, Metazoa, Chordata, Mammalia, Diprotodontia, Phascolarctidae.